Messenger RNA from Onychostoma macrolepis, 4393 nucleotides. RefSeq lists its product as uncharacterized. The record is from RefSeq and is a predicted model, not a curated record. NCBI's taxonomy places the organism in Eukaryota, Metazoa, Chordata, Actinopteri, Cypriniformes, Cyprinidae. Gene Ontology annotation, molecular function: mRNA binding. Bases 1059 to 2375 code for a protein of 438 amino acids. The transcript is spliced from 13 exons. Gene Ontology annotation, cellular component: cytoplasm; nucleus. Gene Ontology annotation, biological process: negative regulation of mRNA splicing, via spliceosome.
UCUGACACUACAUAGACUAAUACUUGUUUAGGUUGUUUAUAUGUUUUCAUAUAAUUAUAAUAAUGCAAUAUAACAAUCUAAACAAAUCUCAUUUAUAAAGGAAUAUAUGUUGGCUAUUUAUAUAAUUCUAUCUAUCUAUAAAACAAAUAUAAAUUAUGACGAGCUUAAUACAAAUAAAUGUCAUGUUUCAAAAAUAUUGCUUCAGGUUUGGGCAGUAAUAUUACAUGUUAUUAAUGAUUGGACCUAUUCAAAGAUAGACUUUGGGCAAUAUAUACCGAAAAGUUUAGUUCGAUUAGUUAAUUUCUGUGUGCUGAAAUCACAAUAUUGUACAGAGUAAAACAACAACAAAGGCUUGGCCAUUAGGAUUACGUAUUUAAAACAGACUUAUCAUUUCUGAAGUCUAAUCUGACCCACCAUUUACUUUGCAUGUCAACAUUUCAAUGGCAGGCGCAUAAGUUAUUUAAAUUCCUGAUUCAUAAACACAUUUGACAUUUGAAAUUUGAAAAACAGCGUGUGUGAUAUCUAUAUUCGGGCUUAUUAGUGCUAUGCUAUAUGAUGGCAGAAUGUUUUCAGAUGCCUGUUGACAAGCUUUGGAAGGACAGAAAUGGGUCAAAUGGGUUUUAGCAUUAGCCAAACAAAUCCGGGCCUAUAGGAUUAGACAGGAUGGCAGCAGUGUGUUUGAUGCAUUUACCUGAUGAAGCAGCACACAACUAAUAGCCACACAAAAGAACAGGCUUUUUACACCGUUUGUUAUUGAACUCCGCCAUCGUAUCUCAUAUUAAGAAUGCUGAAUCUAUAACUCAUUUCGUUACUUCCACAUUAGAAGUCUUGAUCAUGAUUAAAAUUGAAUACUCUGACUUUAACAAAUAACCCUUUUACUGGCUUCGAUGUUAAACAGAAGCAAAACAAACAUAACAUUUGUUUCUCUUUUAGUCUAUUCAGCGGUUCCCGUCUCUUUAGCAAGUUCCUCUGCUGCUGGAGUGUCAUGGAAAAAGGGACCACAUUUCAUUUAACAUCUUAUAGACAGUCUGUUUGAAGCAUCUAGACCCAAGAGAAGAAUGAAUAUGAAUGAGAAGGAGGGAGGAGUAUGUGAGGGGGGGCUAAAUGUCACCCUCACCAUCCGCCUACUAAUGCAUGGCAAGGAAGUUGGAAGUAUCAUUGGGAAGAAAGGAGAAACUGUCAAAAAAAUGAGAGAGGAAAGUGGAGCCCGGAUUAAUAUAUCUGACGGUUCCAGUCCAGAGCGCAUUGUCACCAUUACCGGACAGUCUGAGGUCAUCUUCAAAGCCUUCGCCAUGAUCGCAGAGAAAUUUGAGGAGGAUAUCCUGGCAUCUAUGAUAAACAGCACCGUGACAAGCAGGCCUCCUGUGACACUUCGCCUCGUCUUCCCCGCCAGUCAGUGCGGUUCACUCAUUGGCAAAGGAGGCUCGAAGAUCAAAGAGAUCAGAGAGAGCACAGGUGCCCAGGUCCAGGUGGCAGGAGACCUACUGCCUGACUCGACUGAGAGAGCCGUGACCAUCUCAGGCACACCUCACGCCAUCACACAAUGCGUGAAACACAUCUGCACCGUCAUGUUGGAGUCGCCACCUAAAGGAGCCACCAUUCCAUACCGACCCAAACCCACCGCGGGUGGCAGCCACACAGUGUUGGCGCAACCCCAUACUGCGUCGGCAUUUGCUAUUCCAGGACAGUUUGCCAUUCCACACCAAGACUUGACCAAGCUUCACCAGUUGGCUAUGCAGCAUAUCCCCCUUACCUCCCUUGGGCAGAGCAACCCCACCUUCCCUGGUCUGGAGGCCUCUAUUGCUACCAGUUCUCAUGAGCUGAGCAUACCUAAUGAUCUCAUAGGCUGCAUCAUUGGCAGACAGGGCAGUAAGAUCAAUGAGAUUCGCCAGAUGUCUGGUGCCCAGAUCAAAAUUGCCGGGGCCACAGACGGUUCGGCAGUGCGCCACGUCACCAUCACAGGCUCCCCAGCCAGCAUCAGUGUGGCUCAGUACCUCAUCAGUGCAAGUUUAGAGAUGGCUAAACUGAGCAUCCAGGCUGCAUCGUCCUCCUCUUCCGGCACACCUAUCGACCUCAGCCUGGGCUUCUCCCAGUCCACCCCCUCCAUCUCCGCCUCCACUGCCUCUUCCAUGGCCGUCCUGGCUGCUCCCCCCUCUGCUAUUAAUGUCCACUCCCCCCCGUCCGUCCCCUCUAUCCCCAGCGCCCACUAUGCAUUGCCUGUUUCUAGCCUGCUUGGCAUGAAAACUGUCCCCUGGCUGGCAGUGCACACAGCCACCUCCGCAGGCCUCCCAGCCGGCCUCACUUCCUACACCGCAAAGAUCCCCACCUCGUCCAGCAUCAAAAAAUCUGAGCGGCAGAAGUUUGCCCCGUACUGAGCGGCCGUGGUCUUUAAACAUCAGUAAUGUUGUAUUUGUUUAUUACUCAUUCAUGAAUAUUAAGUAGAUUGAACGUGUUUCUCACCACCCCAUAUUUUUUAUGUUUCUGUGCAAUAUUACACAAACAAGGAAUAGUGAGUGCAUGACAAGAUUAAUCGCUCCUUAUAUUGUCUUCCAUUUUGUGUGGCGUUUCAUUCGGAAGUGUUUGAGAUAUCCAUCUCGCACCAUAUAAUUUAUCUGACACGGCACCUGUUUUUUUUUUUUUUUUUUUAAAGAAAAGCCAAAGGCAACAAGAACUUGAUUUAUUGGAACUAUGCAGCUCACAGUGUUUUUGUGUGUAUAUAUAUAUAUAUAUAUAUAUAUAUAUCUUGGAGUGAUCUUUAAUGUGCUGAUUAGAAUGGCUGUCAUCAUUGUUAUUGUAUCACAACACAAUAUACAAAGUCAUUUAAAAGAAAGUAUCAUGCUCUGCCUCUCAUACUGAUGUUGUUAUUCAGACUUUGACCUACUUUAUUAAUAUGACAUUGUGUCAGAACUUUUUUUUUUUCCUGCAAAUACACUUUUUAAUUAAUACUGCAGAGACACAAGCCACAGCCUAGUAAGAGGGGGUCCUUGCCCUGUAAUAAGGGGGCCUGUUAGGUCCUAAAUAAUAUGAUCAGGAACCCUCAUACUAAACUAUAUUUAGUAGCUCUAUAUUAUCAUGUAUUAAAACCUAUUAAUUAAAAAUGAUGAAGAAGUUGAAAAAAUAUGACAUUACAUUGUUUCCAAAAUUAAAUAACUGGCUUUUAUAUUGUCACUUUAUUAACAGCAAAAAAUUCUGGAAAGUUUUUACUUUGUAUUAGAAUCACAGUGAAUCAAUUUUUUCCCCUACCAGCUACUCUGUUACUGUUAGAUGUAUAAACCUGAGAAACAUUAAUUUAAAUUUAUGUGUAAGGUGGUUUUCACAAUGAAUAUUGUUACAACAGCAAUUAAAAAUAUUUAUAUAACAUUGUUAACAUGUUAACUUUUUUUAAUUAAUACUUUUAUUUAGCAUAGAUGCAUUAAAAGUGAAAAUAAAAAUAUUCUAUUUCAAAUAAAUGUUGUUCUUUUGAACUUUCUAUUCAUCCAAGAUUCCUGGGGGGAAAAAAUGUUUCAUGGUCUCAGCAAAAAUAUUUUCAAUAUUUGAUAAUAAUAAGUAAUGUUUCUUGAGCAACAAAUCAGCUUAUUAGAAAGAUUUCUGUAGGAUUAUUUGACACAAAUGACUGAAGUAAAUUUGUUUUUUUAAAUGUUUUUACAUUGUAAAAAUAUUUCACAAUAUUACAGUUUAUACUGUAUUUUUGAUCAAAUAAAUGCAGCCUUGCCAAACAUAAAAAACAUCUUACAAGAAAAAAGUAUACUUCUGAAUGGUAGUGUAUGUGUUUUUGUUUUUUCUCUCUAAUUUCCGUGGACCCUUAGCACCUGCUUCCAGCCUGUGGGGGUCCCAGGACACCAGCUCGAAAAUACAGCCUACACUUUGUGUUGAUGUAAAACAAUAUCCAAUAAAAUGUUAUGUUUUUGUUCACUCAGCUAAGAUAACAGAUGACACUAUGAAACUGUGACACAGCAGACCCAUGCUUCUCAUGCCCAGCAGGGCUAAUUAUCAGAAAUAACUGUUUUUAACAAUAAUUUGAUCUGUUCUUCUGUAUCUGAUUGUGUGUUUUCCUCCUAGGCUGUCCUCAGUGAUAGCAAGUCUGAGGCCACUGUAGUGCAACAUUUACAGCUCUUAUCAUUAAUCUGUGAUUGGAUUACCCUAAAGCCAUAGUGGACUCUUAUGGACUCAAGGAAUCCUGGCUACAUGAUGAAAAUUGUUUUCUAACUUGAAAACCAUGUAUUAAACAGAUGCGCUGUAACUGUAGUUUUUUAAAUGUGUCAACCAUUCAAUGCAAGACAUGUAUUUGUGUUUGUUUUUAGAUUGCUUUUGGAAAUUCAAAUCAAUGUACUUUUGACAUUAAAUGUAGAAUUUAAAAGUCGUUCUUUAAUUAAACAACAGCUUUUUAUUAGUA